Messenger RNA from Octopus sinensis (East Asian common octopus), 1246 nucleotides. Its product is annotated as serine/arginine-rich splicing factor 11-like. The transcript is spliced from 3 exons. The coding region runs from base 239 to 1126 and encodes 295 amino acids. Lineage: Eukaryota; Metazoa; Mollusca; Cephalopoda; Octopoda; Octopodidae. The record is from RefSeq and is a predicted model, not a curated record.
GAAAUACCCUGUCGAGAACUGACAUUUACGAAUUUAAACGACAAUUUUGAUAUCAAUUUUUUGAAAGAAGUGUGUUGUCCAUUCGGGGAGAUUGAAUCAUCAAAGGUUUACAUUCAUCCGGAGAAUGGCAGACAUUUAGGCGUGGCUAAAGUGAAAUGUCUCUAAAAUAAUUUAGGUUGUGUUUAAAGACCCUUCUUCUGCCAGUAGAUGCCUAAAAACUGUGGACGGGACUCGAAAAAUGGGAAUGCAAGUUUCUGUCGAGGCCGAUACAUUUGGUUGUGGUUUUUUUAAUAUUUUAGGUCGGAAAAGAACUCAACUUUUGAAAGAUUUGCUUAAAAUUCAAGUCGAUCGUCCCAAAAUUUCAUUUUCGAUCCAAAAUUCCCAAAAUAAAUUAGAAAAGUUGUCAAAUCCUGCCCAAAAUACGUUUAUUUUAAAUUCAGUCACUGAGGAGGUGGUUAAGCUGUUGAGGCACAAGUUAAGGAAGGAUAUAAAGAGGAAGUUACUCAAAAACGUGGUUUCUCCCUUGGUGGACAAGUUAUGUGCAUCUUCCAAAAAACUCAGAAGGAAAAGACAUCGCAGAAGAAGUCGAGAAAGGGAUCGAAGGUCACAUCAUAAAGAACGGUCUAAAAAGUCUAAAAGAACUGACAUUUCACGUGAUGAUCGAAAAAGAAAGGAGAAAGUGUCUAAGAGUGAGCAUAGAAAUGGAAGGAAGGAUGUUAAAUAUCAAUCAGUCCAAGAAAAUAAAAAGCAGUUUGAUAGAAAAAGAGAAUCAGUAAAGUCGAUCCCCGAACUGGGCCUUUCCGUCGUUGAUAAAACACGUGAUCAAAAGAGAGAUAAAGACACGUCUAUGGACAAAGUGACUCAGAUGGAAACAACCAAUGUUGAUGAGAUUAAAAGGAAGCAAGUUGAUGAAUCGGAUAAACCUGUCAAUAUAAAACUUGAUAACGUGGAGACGGUUGACAAGGUUAUGAAUGAGGUGACUGUUGGGAAUAUAAACGGACUAAAAGUCCCGGAAUAUAAACCAUGUGAACCACCGUCCCCAGAAGAGGUAAAUUGUGUACAAAAAGUCCCGGAAUAUAAACCAUGUGAGCUACAGUCACCAGAAGAGGUAAAAGGUGUAAUGUAAUAGUAGAUUGAGAGGGAUGACACACGUGUGUUAUCCAGUCCUGAGGAGUAUAGGAGUGUGUAUAAAGUUCGUUCAAAAAAGAGUGACAUGAAGCUGAUAAGUGAUUACAUCACAAAUGGG